AUGGUUGCCUUUGCUACCCAGACGAGGUCGGCCUCCCCUGAUGGCAUCAGGGGAUUCUACAUGCGGGUCCACAAGAUGAUGAGCCUGCCGAGGCGCAAGGAGGAGAAGCCCCGACUUGUCAUCUCGGCGCCCUUUAACUUUCAAAAGGUCAACAUGGACCUGGCUGGCGUGAGCGCCGACGAACUCUCCCUGAUGAAGGAGCAAGCGGUCGCGAGCCGCAUCGGCAUCUCAGACCCCGACGACGACGAGGUCGAAGAGCCAACGCGAAGCGGCAUCACGGCGAGCAAGUCUGCGCCGCUCAUGAGCGUCAGGUCGCGGGCCACACUAUAG
Molecule: messenger RNA, 330 nt
Organism: Verticillium nonalfalfae
Lineage: Eukaryota; Fungi; Ascomycota; Sordariomycetes; Glomerellales; Plectosphaerellaceae
Exons: 3
Coding region: 1-330 (109 amino acids)
Source: RefSeq, a predicted model, not a curated record